GUGACUGAAAAUGAAGACAACAAUCAUCAUCUUCGUCAGCAUCAUCUUCAUCGUAACUGUGAACAAUGGAAAGGUCAUCAUCCACUGCGAUCUGUUUCUGCCUUGGUGGAUAGCACUGAAUCAUCUGGAGAAAGCAUCAACCUCUUCAGCAGCUCUGACCGCAGCUGCCUGUCGACCAUUGAUGGAGAGUUAGUGGAUGUCACUUCCUCAAUCGUAUCCCAGAGUUCAAAGCUCCUCCCACCACUUUGUCGGACCCCCAGCCUGAAGAGAGACAGCUCACCAAUGGUGACCAGAAAGAAACCAGGUGUAGCCCCCAAACCUCCCCAUGUGGCUAAUACUCAGGGGGAUGACUUUAUAAUUGGAAAAUCAACAAAAGUUUAACCCUGAUCAUCGCUCUGUUGAAGCUGUUCAGACCUGUGGGGGAUCCUCUGGCCACCAGACGGACAUUUCUUCAGUGUGAACAAAGACAAUAUCUUAUGUGGCUACACAAUCACAAGGAAGUCAGCUUUGUCUGGUCACAAGGUUUUGUUUUUAAGAUUUACUGAAGCAAUUGAGGUUUGAUGUGUUGAUAUCAUGUGUCAGUCACUCAAAUGUGGCUAUCUUAAAUCACAUAUAGACUAACAACACUCGGCAAGAAACAAGAAGAGGCUACACGGAUGAUGUGGCUGACGGAUUCAUCAUUUUGGGAGAUUUUCUGUGCUGUGCAGCUCCUACAAAUAUUAAUAUACAGGGAUCAACGAAGGUUGCAUUUAUUAUCUUCAUGGAAAAAACACACAGGACCAGCAUCACCACACAUUCGGGUGCACCACUCUGUGUUUCAUGCUUGAACCACAGUGUUUUGGGAUACAAGGAAACUAUUGUUCCAGUCCAGGAUACAGUUUGAGUCCAGCGCUAUUCACUGGCCCUCAGCCCAGAGCGAGCUGAAGGUCCAGACUUAAAGUCGAUGACCAUAAAUAGAGAAGCAUCUUACUUGUGCAGACACAGAGGAUUAAAAGGAUUUUAUGGUGUAUUUAUUAUUAUAGAUUUAAUUCAUAUAUAAAGAUAUUUCUUUCAGUGUUUCCUAUUCAUUUCUUUUGGGACAUUUUUAUACUGCAGCUGUUUUGUUUUUAUCUGUCUGGCUCUGAGAUUUGUACUGUAGUCCUGUAUUUAAUAAUUUAUCAGAUGGGACUGACCACUUGCAUGUGUGUUUUCACAUUUGUAUUUGAACUGCUCUGUUGCCCAUGCAUUUAAUACGGAGAGAAAAUAUCUUGAAAGAUCAGCUUGUCUACACACGUGUAAUUACUGCAUAGUAACAGACAAAGCAGAUGUCUAGAGGUUUAAAGGCUAACAUUGACUGUUUUUUAAAGAUUCACUAAUAGUUCCUAACUUAUCAAUGCUCCAGCUUCACCUGCGUUAAAAAGGACCAUCACAAAACAUGCUUUUUCAGAUUACUUUGUUAUCCUAACAAAACAUAUUGAUGAAACAGGUCAUAUUAUCAUCCUGUGUUUAAUUUAUUUUAAAGCCACUAACUUUUUAUGACAUGGCAUAUCCAUGUUUGUAUUGCUUUCUUUUUUUGCUUGUUUUCUUACAAGCUUUUUCUUUCCCGUUAAUGUGUUAAUGCGUUAUUAUUUGCAUAUUCGAAUGUAGCAGAAAUCGGUGUUUUCUUUCUUUCUUCUAUUUUUUAAGGUAAAUUCUAAGUUUUGCAUCGUGUUGUUUCUUCCCUCUUAGAUGACAAAAAGGAAAAUGAGGAUUUGUCCCCAGACUGUGUUGAUGCUUCACUUCCUUAUUUCACAGACGCAUGACAUCCGUAGACACUUAUUGCAAAAGGUUCCAUUUCCUUUUUUAGAGUUUUAAGUUUGGACCUGAACACCACUCCAGUUUAAAUCAGUGUUCAUUCAUUUAUGUUAUGUUUCAUUGGUAUUCCUCUGGCUAAAAUGAUGUAAUACAUGUUGUGGAAAAAUGGGAUGAAAUAUAGAGCCACAAUCCUUUCUGUUCAGCUUCACUAACUGUGUUGUUCCUUCCAUGCACCAAUCCGAAAAUAACGCACACUAAAGUUGCAGUUUCAUGACCUUUUAAGAACUUUCCCCAGUAGCUCAAAAAUGUAAACGUGAAAGUCCUAUCAUGAUGUAUAAUUUACUGUUUUACAGUAUAUCAUUUACAGUUUCUGAUGAAUCUUUAAUUAUGAUAUUUUAUUUAUGUUGAAUCAUAAAUUAAUUUGAAAUAUUUUGCAGCUACAAAAAGUUCCAUCAAUAAUGUAUGAAGACAAAUCACUAUAGCGCAACUUGUACAUGUAGGUGUGUUUAUUGUGUAUAUUCUAUAUUAUGUAACACACAAAAAACCUCACCUGUGCAUUACCUGUAAUUUGCUGGCUAAGGACCAACUAAAGUAACAGGAUGUUAUGCUGUUUGUCUGUUGGCGCUUUUGUUUCCAGCGGAAAUCUUUCACAAUGUCUUUAAUGGUCAGUGUAAACAUGUAUGAAUAAAGAGGAAUACGUUUAAGUGUAAGUCCGAAAACAGAUUCACUGAUGCAACAAAUAGACAGAUGGGGGCGUGAAGAUCAGGUUUCACAUGCUAUAAAUACGCUGCAUGACCAUUAGGCAAUGAGCUCCGGCUGCAGCUGAAGAGUCACUUUCUGCACCAAGUGGAGGGACAAGAACUUAAGUGCAGUCAUGAGUCAAGCCUUGGAGAUUGAGAGCUGUGAUCUCGACAUUAAGAGCAACACCAGCAGCCACCAUACAGACCUGUGUGGACGGGAGCGUUUGAUUGUAAGAAGGGGACAGCCCUUUGAUAUCAUUUUACAUCUGAAACCGGGCCGCAAAGAGUUCAAGCCUUAUGACACAAGCUUCACACUCAUCGUUGAAACUGGUCCGUUACCCAGAGCAGAAUCAGACACCAAAGUUUCUUUUGGUCUGCGUGACCCCGCAGUGGACGGUGAAUGGAGCGCAUCUGCCUCUCAUGAUGCCUCCGGAAACACAGUUAAUGUUUCUAUCGAUUCCUCACCCAACGCCCCCAUCGGGGUCUAUUCUCUGACUCUGGACCAGGACGGGCAGAAGACCAGUUUAGGACAGUUCACCCUGCUUUUUAAUGCCUGGUGCUCCAGAGAUGCCGUUUACAUGCGCAGUGAGGCGAAGAGGCAGGAGUAUGUCUUAGCACAAUGUGGACAGAUCUACAGAGGAACACAUAAACGGAUCAAAGGGAGACCCUGGAACUUUGGACAGUUUGAACCAGGAAUACUGGAUAUCUGUCUGAAGCUCAUGGAUGAAAAUCCUAAAUUCAUCUCUAACGCCGACGAGGACUGCUCUGCCAGGAGAAAUCCCAUUUAUGUGACCAGGGUGCUGAGUGCUAUGAUCAACAGUAAUGAUGACAGAGGUGUGCUGGUGGGAAAUUGGGGCGAGAUUACUGAUGGGGUUCAUCCAGGAAAGUGGAUCGGCAGCGGGGACAUCCUUCACCAGUGGGCAGAAAGUGGCUCUGUCCGCUACGGCCAAUGUUGGGUCUUUGCUGCUCUUGCAUGCACAGUGUCCCGUGCCCUGGGUAUCCCAUGUCGGGUGGUUACUAACUUUGGAUCCGCUCACGAUACUGACGCCAACCUGAUGAUAGAAAACCUGUAUGAUGAAAACGGUGAACGAAUGUCUCAUGAUGAUUCAAUAUGGAACUUCCACGUUUGGGUGGACAGCUGGAUGAGCCGUCCUGAUUUGGGAUCAGAGUUUGAUGGGUGGCAAACCAGUGACCCAACUCCACAGGAGACAAGUGAAGGUGUUUUCUGUUGUGGACCGUCCUCUCUGAAGGCCAUCAAGGAAGGAGAACUGACCAAGAAGUAUGACGCUCCCUUUAUUUAUGCUGAGGUUAAUGCAGAUGUUGUGGACUUGGUGCGCCUGUCAAAUGGAGAGUUUGUCAAGUUUAGUGGAUCAACUAAAUCUGUUGGACGCUUCAUCAGCACCAAAGCUGUGGGCUCAGAUAAGAGACACGACAUCACACACCAGUACAAGUAUCCAGAAGGCUCAAAAGAGGAGAGACGGGUGUAUGAGAAGGCACAACACCACAACAAGGUCCAGCAGCGAGGAGAAGAGCCAGGGCUGCGUCUCAAGAUCAAACUGGCUGAUAACAUGAUUGUGGGAUCGGACUUUGAGGUGCACGCUGUCCUCACUAACAACUGCCUGGAAGCAAAGAUCUGCACCUUCCUGUUCUCCGCCAAAGCUGUUGGCUACAACGGAAGACAAGGAGAGAGCUGCGGAUAUACAUCGGACACAUUGGAGGUGCCCUCUGGAGAAGAAAGGCACCUAUCCCUAAAACUGGAGUACGACCGUUAUGGGUCAGUGAUCAGCCCCGACAGGUUGAUCCAGCUGUCAGCCGUCACCAUCGACAAGCAGAUUAUACAUUACCACAAGGUUGAGAAGACCAUUGUGCUGGACGAGCCAGAGAUAGAGGUCAAGCUGCUGGGAGAAGCCACGGUGAACCAGUUAGUGACGGCAGAGCUGACCAUGUUGAACCCUUUACCAGAGCCGGUACAGGACUGCAGCUUCACUGUGGAGGGGGUCGGCCUCACUGACAGCAAACCCGUAACAGUGAGGAUUGGAACUGUGGGCCCCUUACAGGACGUUAAGGCCACCGUUGAGUUCAGUCCCACGAGUGUCGGCUCCAACAUGCUGUUGGUCAACUUUGAUAGUGACAAACUGAAAAACAUCAAUAGUUUCAUUAAUGUUGUUGUGAAGGAAUAAGCAGGUGCCAACAUCUAAUUAAUUAAUUGGACCACAGUCAGUGAGAUUACAGCACUGAGACUAUAUCAUUGUUAAUAUACUCAUCCAUACAUUGUACUAGAACAUACCAUACUAUUAUAGUAUACACACAAUGAAAGUAUUUUCUUGAGUCAUUUCAUCAAGAAACACACGAUGAUCCAUUUCCAGUUACUGAGAAACAAAUUGACCACCAUUUAAAUGUAUCAAUAAAACCACUGCUACUAAAACUUUGAGGAGAGCAUUUUGUUGAAGGGAGCAGUGCGUCCUCACCUCUUUUUAGGAAACAUUUUGUCAUUGAUGAAGAAAAACAUCCCAUAAACUGACUACGAAUAUACAUUUAAAAAAUAUAAAUCUUGGUGGUAUUUGUUGUUUUGUGGUGUGUUGAGUGAAAAUAAACUCUCAGUGGAAAGACAUUGUAUUUUAUAUAAUUUGGUAUCGUGUCUUCAAUAAAACCCUAAAAUGUA
Pseudoliparis swirei is the source of this 5175-nucleotide messenger RNA. Its product is annotated as protein-glutamine gamma-glutamyltransferase 2-like. Gene Ontology annotation, biological process: peptide cross-linking. Gene Ontology annotation, molecular function: protein-glutamine gamma-glutamyltransferase activity. The record is from RefSeq and is a predicted model, not a curated record. The transcript has 18 exons. Bases 2648 to 4693 code for a protein of 681 amino acids. Lineage: Eukaryota; Metazoa; Chordata; Actinopteri; Perciformes; Liparidae.